UUUAAUUGGCAUUGACGCUGAAAUUUACACUCAUCAUGUGCAUAACGAGAGAGGGCUCGGAGUCAUAACGUAAGGUGAUACUUAAUUAAUUUAUACAAAAUGUUCUCUGAGAACCAUACCUAUAAAAUGAUGUCGAAGCUUGUACUUUUGUUUGGAUCUAUUCUUUUGGUUGGAGUUUUUUAUUUUGUUGAAUCAAGCAGUAGUCAACGCUAUAUUGGCAAUGCAGUCCAUAAAGAUUAUCCGGGAAUGUGUUUUUAUAAUGACACUCAAACACCCAUUAAAAUCGGACAAACUUUGAGGCCAACUUCUGAAUGUGUUCAAAUUUAUUGCAGAGAGGAUUUUGUUCUUUAUUUAUUAUACUGUCCUCGUUACAUGCUUGGUGAUGGUUGUGAGGUGACGUUUGAUGUAGGUGCAGAGUUUCCAAAAUGUUGUGCUGAUAUUAAAUGCCCGAAAAGAUUCCCCGGAAUCAAAUAAUCUUUAACUAACACUUUUACUGUGUGUAUUGAUGUAGAAGAUUAUGCUGUGAUGUUUUAUUUAUUUAUAAAUGUGCAAAAUUUUAAUAAAAGAAUCUUUCUAAACGGAACGGAAUCCAUUCUUAUAUGGUUUUCUGAGAUUAGUCUAUUACUUUCAAGCUAAUAAAACAAAAACGAAUUGAGUUAUAAAUCGAUUUUUCGUCUCAAAUAGUUGUUAUUUUUACUUGCUCUAUAGGGCAAGUAUUGGUUUCGUGUAGAAAAAAAAAAUCGAGGUUUUAAUCAAAACCAACAUUACGAUGAUGGAGAAGAUAAAAAAAGUGGUUUUCGUCAUGCCGUCCGUCGGUCUGUGCGUCUGUGCGUGUGUGCGUGUGUGCGUCCAUCUGUACAUCGAGCUAGGGCCUUGGAAACUUGGUACAGAUGAUUUUUACGUAAUUCCCUAGACCCAUUUUUUUUUAUUUUUUUAAUAUCUCCAUUUUAACGCAUACCUCCCAAAAAACGUUUUUGAGGUAUUGCAAAUUUCUCGAAAACGGCUCUAACGAUUUCGAUCAAAUUUGGUGUGCGGAAUACUCUUAUUGAUUCCAACAAAACUGCGUUUUUAUUUUUUCUCAAAAAAUGCGGAGAACGGAAAUAUGGCGUUGCCGUUUUUCAAAAAUUGACAUAUUUUUUAAGUUCAUAUGAUUCAUCAAAGCAUUAGUUAUUUU
This is a messenger RNA of Episyrphus balteatus (marmalade hoverfly), 1174 nucleotides long. RefSeq lists its product as uncharacterized. Bases 100 to 474 code for a protein of 124 amino acids. The record is from RefSeq and is a predicted model, not a curated record. The transcript has 4 exons. Lineage: Eukaryota; Metazoa; Arthropoda; Insecta; Diptera; Syrphidae.